GAGAAGUUGAAUGAUGCAAAACUUUUCGAUUCAACAAAUGUUAUGUUGGUUUCAACGCAUGGUUUGUACAAAGUGGACGGUGAAGAGCAAUUUUAUAUUGAAGAAUGCCUGGCCGAUUAUUCAAAGAUUCAAAAAAUUAUUAACCGCCAUGCAAUGAUGAUGAUUUUUGUGAAUCCCGAUGAGGUAGAUGAAGUAUUUUUCGAAUUGAAAGUGUGUGACCAGUGGGCACCAAUGGGCGAUUACGAUGACAAUGAACAGCCACUGGUCACUGUUUAUAGAACAGCAGAGCUACCAGACCGAUUUCACUGGAAGAAUUUUCGGUAUAUGCCGGAAAUUGUUCUACUUACUCGACCAGGUGCUACUGUCUUAACGCGUGAAUUGCCGUCAAUACCCAUUAUUGAUAGCUACGAACGAGAUAUCCGGGAAACUGGCGGAUGGGAUAACGAAAAUAUCAACAUGCACGGGAUAUUUCUUGCCCGAGGACCCGGUAAGUUUGAGAUUUAA
Messenger RNA from Gongylonema pulchrum, 504 nucleotides. Lineage: Eukaryota; Metazoa; Nematoda; Chromadorea; Rhabditida; Gongylonematidae. The record is from the annotation of a GenBank genome assembly.